Messenger RNA from Plasmodium relictum, 2025 nucleotides. RefSeq names its product conserved Plasmodium protein, unknown function. Lineage: Eukaryota; Apicomplexa; Aconoidasida; Haemosporida; Plasmodiidae. The record is from RefSeq and is a predicted model, not a curated record. Gene Ontology annotation, biological process: translation. The transcript has a single exon. The annotation marks the transcript as partial. Gene Ontology annotation, cellular component: ribosome. Gene Ontology annotation, molecular function: structural constituent of ribosome.
AUGAAAGAUUACAAAUUAAAAAACACCACAGGAACAGACAAGGAUGAUUUUUCAAAAAUGCGUGAUUUACUAGAAGACAUUUUGAAUUGUUUAAACUCAUACAGAAAAGUAAAAAAUGAAUUAAGUGGAAAAUAUGAUUAUACAUAUAAUGAACUUCUUAAUAAUAUUCUUGAACAAAAUAUUGUUAGUUUAUUCAAACUACUAGAAAAAAGCAAGGAUCUUGCGGAUUAUCUAAAGAAAGUAAUUGUUUCAAAAGGUAAAUUACCAGAUAAUUGUUUAAAAUAUAUCGAAUUUGAUUUUUCUGUAUCUUCUGAAUCCGUUGGAUUUUUUCAAGCGGUGAAAAAUAAAAUACAUAGUUGUAUAAGAGACUUUAAUUAUGUGUCAGAAAAAAAUAAGCUUUCAAAAUCCUCAAAAGUUGAACUCAAAAAAUACUGCAAAAAAAAAGCAAAUGCAUGGGAACUUCAUAAUAUCGAGGUUUUAUUCUUUGGAAACAAUUAUUCAUCGACCACUGAAUCAGCAUGCUCACGUAAAUCUAAUAGAAGAAAUAAUGAAAUUGAUUUUUCCAAGGAAGUUGAUUAUGAAGUAUUCAUUAAGGGAAUAUGCAUCUUUUUACGUUUAAAUGAUAGAUAUGAAUAUGAAAAUUUAAAAAACGGUAAAUAUUUUUCGACUAAAAAUAAAAGAAACAAUAUUCCCUAUAAUUCAAAAAAUGAUUAUGAAAAUCAGAUAACUGAUGAGGCUCUUACAGCAGAAAUGAAAAAUCAAUAUCCCUCUUUAUUUCAUGAUGAAGAUACAUCUUUUGUACUUGUUGAGAAAAAGAAAAAAAGAUUCCAUAAUAAUAAGGUUGAAAAAUUAAGUAAUAAAUCAGUAAAUAUAUCUCGUUCCUCUUCUUCAUCCAGCUAUAAAAAAAGAGAUAACCUUAAUUCUAAUUUAAAAGGAAAUCAUAAAAAUUAUUCAUCUUAUUCAACAUGUAGAAAGGAAUGUAAAGAAAAAAAUUCUUCUAUAUUCAAAUGCCGAGAAAAGCUAUCAAACAUGAUCAAGGAAAAUAAAAAAAAUAGAAAAGAAGAUACUAAUAUACCUAAUCCAAUAAUUAAUGAAAAAAAUGAUAAUAAAUGCAACUUAAAAAAAAUUGCAAAGACAGAAAUUCAUACAAUUAAUAAUGUGGUUUUGAAAAAAACAGGCUAUUCUGUGCAUAAUCACGAAGAAAAACAAUCAGGAACUCCACUGAAAAAAAGCAGAAAAAGAAAAAAUGAAGAAAUUAAUAUUUCUACUUCAACAUUUAAUGAAAGAAAAAAAGUCAACAUUAAUUCAAACAGUAAUUCGGAAAAUGUAGAAAUCAACAUGGUUGAUAUAGUAAAAUGCAAAAAUAGAGAUUAUUCUUCACCUAAAUAUAUGGGAUUAUCAACAAAAAAUAUGAAGAAAAGUAAAAAAGAAAUAAAUGAGAAAGAAAUUAAGAAUAAUUUAGUUUCCAAAGAGAAAUGUAAAGUUGAUUUUAAUGUAAAAAACAAUUUUCAAAAUUCAAAUACUUAUUCAAUGAAAGAAGAAGACUUGAAAAAGUUUGGUUCUCCUUCAUCUCCAUUUGAAGAAACACCACCUAAAUUUCUUAUGAAAAAUAGAAAUGAAAAGAAAGAAUCACUAAGUAAGAAUAAUACAGAUGGCAAAGAGAAAUGUAAAGUUGAUUUUAAUGUAAAAAGUAAUUUUCAAAUUUCAAAUGUUUAUUCAAUGAACGAAAAGGAAUUGAAAGAAAAUGGUUCUCCUGCACCUUUGUUUGAAGAAACACCACCUAAAUUUCUUAUGAAAAAUAGAAAUGAAAAGAAAGAACCACUAAGUAAGAAUAAUACAGAUGGCAAAGAGAAAUGUAAGAUUGAUUUUAAUGUAAAAAGUAAUUUUCAAAUUUCAAAUGUUUAUUCAAUGAACGAAAAGGAAUUGAAAGAAAACGGUUCUCCUGCACCUUUGUUUGAAGAAACACCACCUAAAUUUCUUAUGAAAAAUAGAAAUGAAAAGAAAGAACCACUAAGUAAGAAUAAU